Molecule: messenger RNA, 1923 nt
Organism: Triticum aestivum (bread wheat)
Lineage: Eukaryota; Viridiplantae; Streptophyta; Magnoliopsida; Poales; Poaceae
Source: RefSeq, a predicted model, not a curated record
AACAAACGCUCCGACUGACUGAGCUGGCCUGCUUGCCUGCCUAGCUAGCACACCACCGAAGCCUAGUCGCUGGUCGCAGCUGCUGCGCGGCGUCCAUCGUGUCCUCGUCGUCUUCCUCUCUCCAAACCGGAAGACCUCUCGCGCCACGCCACACCCCUACUACUUUACCCUCUCCCGCCGCUCUACUCCAGAUCUCGAGGUCCACCGCGCGGGUCCGCUUGCCGUCCGAGAGGUUUCACUUUAUGCCACUUUGUGUGACUGUGGACAAUGGAGUGAUUGCUGCCCUCUUUCUGUGAGUCACCAUGGGAAGCAGUGAAGCAGAGACACCUGCUAAGGCAAACAAGGCAUCCGCACCUCAGGAGCAGCAGCCACCUGCUACUUCGAGUACUGCAACACCGACAGUUUACCCAGAUUGGACCAGCUUUCAGGGAUAUCCUCCAAUUCCACCACAUGGGUUCUUUCCCUCUCCUGUGGUGUCAAACCCACAGGGUCAUCCAUACAUGUGGGGACCUCAGCCUAUGAUGCCACCAUAUGGGACUCCACCAUAUGUCAUAUACCCUCCUGGAGGAAUUUAUGCUCACCCAUCAAUGCGACCGGGUGCACACCCAUUUGCUCCCUAUACUAUGACUUCUCCAAACGGCAAUCCUGAUGCUGCUGGAACUACCAUCACUGCUGCUACUGCUGGUGGUGAAACAAAUGGCAAAUCCUCUGAAGGAAAAGAAAAAAGUCCCAUUAAAAGAUCCAAAGGAAGUUUGGGUAGCUUGAACAUGAUUACAGGGAAAAACUGUGUCGAACAUGGUAAGACCUCAGGGGCAUCAGCCAAUGGAACCAUCUCUCAAAGUGGGGAAAGUGGAAGUGAAAGUUCAAGUGAGGGAAGUGAAGCGAAUUCUCAGAAUGAUUCACAACACAAGGAAAGUGGACAAGAACAAGAUGGAGAUGUCCGAAGUUCCCAGAAUGGUGUAUCACCUUCACCAUCCCAGGCGCAGUUGAAGCAAACUUUGGCAAUUAUGCAAAUGCCAUCAAGUGGUCCAGUGCCUGGCCCAACAACAAACUUGAACAUAGGAAUGGACUACUGGGCAAAUACAGCCAGCUCCUCUCCUGCAUUGCAUGGUAAAGUGACCCCAACUGCAAUUCCAGGGGCUGUGGCCCCAACAGAGCCGUGGAUGCAGGAUGAACGUGAACUGAAAAGGCAGAAAAGAAAGCAGUCAAACAGGGAUUCUGCUCGCAGAUCUAGGCUGCGCAAGCAGGCUGAAUGUGAGGAGUUGGCUCAGCGCGCUGAAGUAUUGAAACAGGAAAAUGCUUCACUUAAAGAUGAAGUGAGCCGGAUCAGAAAGGAGUAUGAUGAACUUCUGUCAAAGAAUAGCUCACUUAAGGAUAAUGUUGGAGACAAACAACACAAAACUGAUGAGGCAGGACUUGACAAUAAGCUGCAACAUUCUGGUGAUGACAGCCAGAAGGACACUAAUUGAGCUAUCAUGCAAUGCUAUCAGAUUAUAGCCCUAACUAGAUUGUUGCUGGCGCAGUUGUAGUAUGCGUAUUGACUCCAUACUUAUUGCAUUUAAUUAUUACCAGGUCGUGGUAAAUCUUAAUGCCAGCCUCGUGUGCUGGUUCCUGUUUCACACAUGUCUUGGCUUAUCUUUUAGAAGUCAAGAUAUGACUGAAAAUGUAGGUUGUGAACCAGUUCACUGUAUCUGUUAGAAAUUGUUGGUACUUUCAACUUUACAGAUCUGUAUUGCUGAUUGUUAUUGUUAUGUAUACCUGAAGAAAUAUCAAUCUUUUAAUAGUCAGGUUGCCGUUUGGCUAGGCUUGACUGGUGUGUAGGUUAUGUUAAAUAUGAAUGUAUCAAUCUUUCCCACACAUUUGAUAUGAUAUAGUGCAAAUGGAGGACUUCUGCUUUGCGGAGUGUCAACGUUGUAACUAUCA